Messenger RNA from Amoebophrya sp. A25, 2076 nucleotides. NCBI's taxonomy places the organism in Eukaryota, Dinophyceae, Syndiniales, Amoebophryaceae. The record is from the annotation of a GenBank genome assembly.
AUGUCAGAUAGUAACUCAUUGGUCAUUCCUUUCAGGCGGGACUGAUUAUUUCGCUCGUUGUUUUCUACCUAGAGCUCUACUGAAAUUAUGUGCUUCACAGGUGGUGACUAUCUAUGGCAUCAUUUAUCUUGAGGAUGGGAUGAUCCUUUUCUGAUCCAUUCAUGACCUACUUGGUGACUCAUGACCUUGGAUUGUAUGAUGCAGUUGAUUUAGGAUCAAGGUACUAAGAAAAAUGUUGGACACAGAUGAUGGAGGCGACGAGCGCUUGUACGACCGCAAUUGGUCGUGCGAAACGUGUGGGGGAAAGACUCUCUGUCCCAGUGGUGUCCGCUUCCGGAAAAAAAUGUGGACUCUUGGCCGGCUUCGAAAGAGGGGGCCAUGGCUUGAAGAAAAAGAUAUUUUAUGGCUUCCCCUAACCCAUCUGAUGAUGCAUCCUAGGGAGGCUUUUUGAGGGGAAAAGAGCCCUGGGAUGAAUCUCAAGAUAAAUAAGGGUGAGCUCUAAAUAUUGAAUCAAACCCGCAGACAGGAGCAGUAGAGCUCUCAGAUGUAGUAGAUAGGAAGCUUGACGACGACGCAUCAACACUGGAUAUCUGCAUGCGUUUAGAUAAAAAUGCAACUAUUCCGUGCCUAGAGUUCGUUUUUCUGUCGAAGCAAGUGGAGCGUCAUAGAAGAAAACAGCAGAAUGAGGCUGCAGGGUAUCUGUUGUUCCAAGUCUUGCUGGAAGAGGACGACAACGACACUGUGAUUCCGCCGUCAGCUGGUACAGAUCGUUCCCAACACGAUGUCGAGAACGACCCCGCGUGUCCGGUAUCAGCUGGCACAGAUCCUUCCCAACAAGAUGAAAGAAGCACGAACAUCACCAGAGAAGAAAGUAUCUCUACGGGUACUAGGAAAAAAAAAAACUCUACGGGUACUAGGAACAGCACUAUCAGGGAUACACACGUGACAGAAGAAAGUGCCCUCGUCAAAGUGCGGAAACUAGCGGGGUUCAGUCUUCGCGGGUUACGGAUAUCACCAGCUUUGCGUAGAGGCGGCAUCGGUGCGAAAUUAGUCCGCGCCUGGUUGGAGUUCUGUGCGUUUACCAGGAGCCCUUCGAUUGUGACAAACAAAAUGGAUAAGCCUGUACUGAGUCUGGCCUUACAGCGUGCAGGCAUGCAACCGAUUCGCGACAACGUCUCAGUUCUUGUCCUGAAACCACGCAGUUUGGAGGAACGACGAGAAUGGGAGGAUUUCUGUCAUGCUACAGAUCGCGAAAAGAGUUCUCCUGCUGGAGGAGAUAUGGACGCCUUCGCGAAAGCUUUUUGUCCUAAAGAUACGCAGCAGCUGCCUGCCCCACUGAUGUCGGAUGACGAGAUUACAAUUCCUGUUGCAACGCCUGUUUCGCCCGACGCACAAAAAGAGGAAGAUCUGGGCACGAGCAAGCGCCGCAAAAAAGCCAUUGCCGACAAAAUAGAUAGUAAGCCCAAGUAUACGUACGUGAACAAGGAUACCGUGUUUCUGUACUCUGAAAACCGACAGCAGGCCAAGAGUGUCUUCGCCGGGAGUUACUUGAAAACGCAAAACAUGGUUUUAUUCAGUCCUGAAUGGCGGCCAGAUGACUUUGAUUUGAUGAAUAUUGAGAUGAACAAUAGAACUCAGUUAGAUGACUCUGAUUUGAAUACUGAGAUGAAUACAACUCAGAGCAGAGCGGAUGGUCGCUGUAGCGAAGGGUCUAUCAAUCCAGAAACUACUGCAAACACGAAAAGCGGGAUUAUGCCAGCAUCACGGGGACGGAGAGCUUUCGUAAAUACACCCUUUUACUACGAUCAAGAAGAUGCGGCAGCUGGUACAACUUGGAAGGGUGAUCGCGUGGUCGAGUGGAACCAAUUUUGCGGCCAUUGUUUCCGAACACAAAUCUUGCAGGUGCUAGAAGCCUGGUUGAAGAAGACAGAUUCCUCACCCCAUCAACCUCUUAAUGUCUCUUGACAUUUUCCCCAGCUUACUAAAUUUGAGUUGUUUCUCCAAUCUUCGGCGCAUCGACAUAAAGGACAGCCUGGAAAGUUGUACAGCUACAGUCUCUAGUAGUCUUGAUGUUAU